GGGACUCUGCAGCUCUGUGCCCGUCUGCAUGGAGCCUCCAGGCGGCCCGAGGCGGAGGAUCGUCCCGCUGCUGGUUCUGAUGCUGUGCUGCUCCGCCGCUCCGGGACACGCCGAGAGGGUGUGUCACUGCAGCGGGAAGUCUUUUUGUCACUGCGACGGGGUCAAAGGUCAGCAGGGUGAACCUGGUUACCCUGGAUACGACGGACUUCCUGGAGUGAUUGGUUACCCUGGAUACGAAGGCCACCAGGGCUUACCUGGAGAAAAGGGUGAGCUGGGACCACCAGGAACUCCAGGACUGAAAGGCUCUCUGGGUCAUCCAGGAAAACCAGGUUUCCCAGGACCUCCAGGAUUGCCGGGACUCUCUGGACGUGAAGGUCCCAUUGGCCGCCCGGGAUUCCCAGGAUGCAACGGGACAAAGGGGGAUGUUGGGUACCCAGGGUUUCCUGGGGUUCCAGGAGCUGUUGGCCUUAAAGGUCAGCCAGGCCGUCGAGGUGCAAAGGGAGACUCGUUGGUCUUUCCCAUGUCUCAGGAUGAGAAAGGUGUAACAGGACCACAAGGACCAGAUGGAGAAGAUGGACUGAAUGGAGAUUCAGGUGAUCCCGGCCUGCCAGGACUUCCAGGACCCCCCGGACUUCCUGGACAUCCAGGGUUUCCAGGGUUACAAGGAGAAAAGGGUCAGGAGGGUCCCAGUCCAGUGAUCCCGGGUCCCCAAGGAGAGAAGGGUGAUCGCGGCCCGCCAGGGAUUCCUGGACAGAAAGGAAUCAAACUGUACGCUGAAGGACCCAAAGAACUAAAGGGAGAACCAGGUGACACUGGAGAGAAGGGUUGUCUUGGACUUCUUGGUGUCCCAGGGAACCGGGGGGUAAAAGGAGAAAAGGGCGAGCCAGGUGAUCCUGGCUCACUGGGUAAACCUGGGAAGGACGGAAUCUCUGGAGAGCUGGGAGGGCAGGGAGACCCGGGGCAUCGUGGUUUCCUUGGUCCUCCAGGUAUUGAAGGAUCCCAAGGAGAGAAAGGUGAUGGUGGAUUUCCAGGUCCUCCAGGAGAGACGGUCUGGAAUUACAAAUCACUAAAGGGUCAGCAAGGAGUCCCCGGCCUCCAAGGAUCCCCCGGAGUCCCUGGAGAACAAGGGUUCAUUGGAUUUCCUGGACUACGGGGUGAACCAGGUGUGGGUAUCCCUGGUCCACCGGGGUCCCAGGGACCGCCUGGCUUAUCUGGACCCAAAGGAGAAUCUGGAGACCCAGGGCCUGUUAUCAAUGGCCCCCCAGGACAAACUGGAGUUCCAGGGAAUCCUGGAAUUCAAGGAGAACCAGGAGAACCAGGAAUACCAGAGUUUGUCCCCGGAGAUGUUGGUUAUCCAGGAACUAAAGGUCCAAAAGGACUGGUGGGAUUUCCAGGAAUCAGAGGGAAGAACGGAGAGCCGGGUGAGAAAGGAGAGGUGUGCACGGUCUGUCAAGUAGUUUACGGCCAUCCUGAACCUGCAGGUGAACCAGGAGAGCCAGGUGAAGAUGGGGUGGAAGGUUCAAUUGGUUUUCCAGGACCCAAAGGUCAUGAAGGGAUCAAAGGUGCUGGAGGACCACCUGGUCCACAGGGACGCUUUGGUCUCCCUGGCUUCGCAGGGCCCCCAGGUCCCAUUGGUGACCCUGGGAUCAUGCAGAGAGUGGGAGAGAAGGGUGAGGAUGGGGACCCUGGGGAGGUGGGACGACCAGGUUUCAUGGGGCAAGGUGGACAUGCAGGAGUUGCAGGACCGAAAGGUGUUCCUGGACCAAAAGGAAACCCUGGGCCUCCUGGUCAGAAAGGUGAAAGGGGUCUAUUCGGGGUGACUGGCCCCAGAGGUCUAUUAGGACAGAUGGGACCUUCAGGUCCUCUUGGAAUCGGGGCUCCAGGACCUCCAGGACCUAAAGGCAGUGUGGGUGUCCCAGGACAGCGAGGAGAUCCUGGAAAACCAGGGGAAAAAGGUUCUCCAGGUAAAGUCAAAGUCUCUCCAGGAGAUCCAGGACAAAAGGGAGAUAAAGGAAUAUCUGGAAACACCGGACCUCCAGGUGUGACAGGACAUCCAGGUGAUCCAGGCGCUGUUGGUCUAAAGGGAGAAAGAGGAGUUGAUGGAUUUUCAGUUAUGGGCCAUCUAGGCUUUCCGGGGCUCAAAGGAGACAAAGGUGUUCCAGGAAUUCCAGGUUUACCAAGUUUUGGUCUCAAAGGACGAGCGGGGCCAUCAGGCCCUCCAGGGAUGCCAGGCCCCAAGGGGGACAGGGGUGUCGGAUUCCCAGGUCAGCAGGGUCAGCCAGGGCUCCAGGGGGAAGAUGGCUCUCUGGGCCCCACAGGAAACCCUGGACCUCCAGGACCAGAUGGUGAUCAAGGACCACCAGGACAGGACGGACCACCAGGACCUGAAGGUCGUAGUGGUCUGGAUGGUGUACCUGGUCCUGUUGGUUCUGUUGGACUGUGUUUACCUGGAGCUCCUGGACCAAUAGGAGAGCAGGGGCAGAUUGGCAUCAUCGGAUUUACAGGGCCCCGAGGCACAAAAGGUGUGCGGGGUGACCCUGGGCUGCCGGGUGUGGGAUUUAUGGGACCUCAGGGGCCAAAUGGGGCCCCAGGGUUUGAUGGACCUUUAGGGCCAGUAGGAGGAGUUGGACCGAAGGGCUUGACAGGGGACAAUGGGAAGCCAGGAUCCGAAGGCGUCAGAGGGGACGGAGGUCCUCCAGGACCACUUGGGAGUCCAGGGGAGGAUGGGAAACCAGGAGCGACUGGACUACCAGGACCGAAAGGUCAGACUGGUGCAGGUGGCAUCCAGGGUGCUCGGGGGCCUCCUGGGCCACGGGGGGACCUAGGAGAACCUGGACCAAAAGGAAGCACGACAUCUAUCGUGAUCAUUGGAGAUCCUGGGGACCCUGGAGAACCUGGUGCCGCAGGUCUCACUGGUGAUAAAGGAGAGCAGGGUUUGCCGGGGCCGGCGGGACCCGAUGGUAUGAAGGGUAGACCUGGAAAUGCUGGGACACGAGGACCUCCUGGAGACCCCGGCAGAGAAGGACAGAAUGGUCUUCCCGGUAUCUCUGGACCUGACGGUGACCAAGGAGAGAUGGGGAUACCAGGUCAUAAAGGUCCGAAAGGUUCAGCAGGGCCUUGUGGCGAUCCUGGUCCAGGUGGUAAACCAGGAUCAACAGGUCCCAAAGGUCCAAAAGGAGAACCAAGUUCAUCAGGACCAGGAGCCAAAGGACGUACAGGAGAGAAGGGGAAUCCAGGAUUAGCUGGAUUUCCAGGUGUGAAGGGGAUUCCAGGGGACGAUGGAAGCUUUGGUCCUCCAGGAUGCCACGGUCCCUGUGGUAACCGUGGAAACCCUGGUGCCCCGGGAUGUAGAGGUCCCCCUGGGCCCCCUGGUGAAAAGGGCUGUGAUGGUUCUCCAGGGGAAAAUGGCCCUCCAGGGCCCACCGGACUCACAGGUAACAGAGGUCCUCCUGGAGAUCCUGGUCCAGCUGGUCCCAGAGGAAACCAGGGACAAGAUGGGAUACCUGGGCCUCCUGGAGAGAAAGGGGCUAUGGGAGCUCCUGGAAUCGGACCCAGCGGCCCAGAAGGGGAGAAGGGUGCACCUGGUUGUGCUGGGGAGAUGGGUCCUCCUGGUCCCUGUGGUCCUCCUGGUCCUUAUGGCCCUGGGGGAACACCAGGCUGUUAUGGUUCUCCUGGACCUCCUGGACCUCCUGGUGAAACUGGUGUGAAGGGACUCUGUAUUAAAGGAGACAACGGAGAAAAUGGAUUGCCCGGAGAACAAGGACCCAGAGGUCCACCAGGCCUUCGGGGUCCUCCUGGUUCUCCAGGUCCUGGUUUUAAAGGAGACAAGGGAUCUAAAGGAGCCCCAGGUGACCAAGGACCAUCUGGUUCCCCUGGUGACCCUGGCCCACAUGGCUUGCCGGGUGAAGACAGUCCACCAGGCCCACCUGGACCCAAAGGCCAGAUGGGAGAAACUGGUGGCACCGGACCUCCUGGUCUGAAGGGGGAUGAUGGAAAACCAGGUGACGAGGGCGCACAAGGACCUCCAGGACCACCUGGGAACAGAGGCAAGAGGGGGGAGGAUGUGUCUAGAGACGUGGUGAUGUUUCCAGGGGACGAUGGCUUGCCUGGAGAGCCAGGCCCCUCAGGAAAAACUGGACCCCCAGGGAUCCCAGGAAAAUAUGGACUUCCAGGUUCAAAGGGCAGCAAAGGGAAGGCUGGUAUUAGAGGACUAGUUGGUCGUCCUGGACUGAAAGGGGAUCAGGGAGACCCGGGCGUCCAUGGACUUAAAGGUGAGGAAGGUUCAAAAGGUUCAGCCGGUGCUAAAGGUCGUCCAGGUCGACCGGGUCCCUACGCCGACACACCAGAGCAGGACGGCUUCCUGUUCACCAGACACAGCCAGAGUCACUUCGUCCCUGAAUGUCCUGCGGGGUCUACUCCGAUGUUUAGCGGAUACUCGCUGCUGUUCAUCAACGGGAACAACCGAGCUCACGGACAAGACCUGGGUACAUUAGGUAGCUGUUUACUUCGUUUUACCACCAUGCCCUUCCUGUUCUGUAACACUGAGAGCACCUGUCGCUACGCCUCGCGCAACGACUACUCCUAUUGGCUGUCAACUGAGCAAGUGAUGCCGAGCAGCGUGCCGCUCAUCUCCGGAGAUUCAUUAAAGAAUUACAUCAGCCGGUGUUCUGUGUGUGAGGCCAGAGCCAAUGUGAUCUCCGUCCACAGUCAGACCAGUUCAGUUCCAGAGUGUCCUUCAGGCUGGGACCCCCUCUGGUCCGGAUACUCCUUUGUGAUGGAAACCGGAGUUGGGGCGGAGGGCUCGGGUCAGCUUCUGGUGUCUCCUGGAUCGUGUUUGGAAAACUUCAGGAAGAUUCCCUUCAUCGAGUGUCACGGCAGAGGAACCUGUAACUACUACGCCGACUCCUACAGCUACUGGCUCACCGCCCUCAACCCCGACGACAUGUUCAGUAAACCGAAGCCACGGACCGAUCCAGGAGAGUUUCCGGGAAGUUUGAUCAGCCGCUGUCGAGUCUGCAUGAAGCAGCUGUGAACAUUGACACGCCUGCUGCUGCUGCUGACUGUAAAUACUACUGCUGCUAACACUACUGAUGACCAUGCUACUUCUUCUCCUGUGUACUCACACCAGCAGUGAAUGUGUUCAACAACUUCAUGGUAGUGAGCAGUACUGACCAAUCAGAGGGCUGAUUACAAAUUCAACUUCAUAAUUAAUG
Larimichthys crocea (large yellow croaker) is the source of this 5213-nucleotide messenger RNA. RefSeq names its product collagen, type IV, alpha 3 (gene col4a3). Gene Ontology annotation, molecular function: extracellular matrix structural constituent. The coding region runs from base 29 to 5032 and encodes 1667 amino acids. NCBI's taxonomy places the organism in Eukaryota, Metazoa, Chordata, Actinopteri, Sciaenidae. The record is from RefSeq and is a predicted model, not a curated record. Gene Ontology annotation, cellular component: collagen trimer; extracellular matrix. The transcript is spliced from 52 exons.